Messenger RNA from Globicephala melas (long-finned pilot whale), 1942 nucleotides. RefSeq names its product THO complex subunit 5 homolog. The record is from RefSeq and is a predicted model, not a curated record. Lineage: Eukaryota; Metazoa; Chordata; Mammalia; Artiodactyla; Delphinidae. Gene Ontology annotation, biological process: mRNA export from nucleus; positive regulation of DNA-templated transcription, elongation. Gene Ontology annotation, cellular component: THO complex part of transcription export complex. Gene Ontology annotation, molecular function: mRNA binding.
CUUCACCAAACAACCGUGUCAUCGGAAUCGAGCAAAAAUCGAAAGCCCAAAGUGAUCCGAAGUGAUGGAGCUCCAGCUGAAGGGAAGCAUAAUCGUUCUGACACUGAACAGAAAGGUAAAUACUACAGCGAGGAGGCUGAGGUGGACCUGUGGGACCGCAGAGACUAUGAGCUGUACAAGUACACGUGCCAGGAGUUGCAGAGACUCAUGGCCGAGAUCCAGGACCUGAGGAGCAGGGGAGACAAGGACGCGGCAGUUGAGAUCGAAGAUCGGAGGAUCCAGAGCUGUGUGCAUUUCGACUCUAAAAAACUUAACCGAUUAGCCCACAUCAGGUUGAAGAAAGGAAGAGAUCAGACUCAUGAGGCCGAGCAGAAAGUGGACGCCUAUCACCUGCAGCUCCAGAACCUGUUGUAUGAGGUGAUGCACCUGCAGAAGGAGAUCACCAAAUGUCUGGAGUUUAAGUCAAAUCACGAAGAAAUCGAUGGGGUCAGCUUAGAGGAGGCUCCUCCAGACGUCAGCAAGGCGGAAGUCACCAUGGGAGACCCUCACCAGCAGACCCUUGCACGUCUGGACUGGGAGCUGGAGCAGCGGAAAAGCCUGGUGGAGAAGUACCGAGAGUGCCUGUCCAACAAGGAGAAGAUCCUUAAGGAGACUGAAGUAAAGAAGGAGUACCUGAGUAGCCUCCAGCCUCGUCUCAACAGCAUCAUGCAGGCUUCCCUACCGGUGCAGGAUAACUUUAUGCCCUUCGACCAAGCUCACAAGCAGUAUGAGACAGCCCGACACCUACCUCCUCCCCUCUAUGUCCAGGCCACUGUGUAUGGGCAAGACAAGCGCAAGGAGAUGCUGAAGAGGCACCCGCUGUCCGUCAUGCUGGACCUGAGGUGCAAAGAUGACAGUGAACUGCACCUGACUUUCUACUACCUCAUGAACCUCAACAUCAUGACGGUAAAAGCCAAAGUGACAACCGCCACAGAACUGAUCACGCCCAUCAGUGCAGGUGACUUGCUGUCUCCUGACUCAGUCCUGAGCUGUUUGUAUCCUGGGGAUCAUGGAAAGAAAACUCCAAAUCCAGCCAAUCAGUAUCAGUUUGAUAAAGUUGGCAUCCUGACUUUGAGGGACUACAUACUUGACUUAGGGCAUCCCUAUUUGUGGGUGCAGAAGCCGGGUGGCCUCCACUUCCCCAAAGAGCAGCCCCAGCACACUGUGAUCGCUGACCACUCUCUGAGCGCCAGACACAUGGAGACCACCAUGAAACCGCUGAAGACCAGGGCGCAGUCCCGCCUGGCCCGCCACAAGUGGUUUGCCUCCCUGGAACACGGCAUUGUGCCAGUUACCAGUGACUGCCAGUACCUCUUCCCUGCAAAGGUUGUCUCUCGCCUGGUGAAGUGGGUGACGAUUGCCCAUGAGGAUUAUACGGAGCUGCAUUUUACCAAAGACAUCGUGGAGGCGGGACUGGCUGGGGACACCAAUCUCUACUAUAUGGCACUUGUGGAAAGGGGCACGGCUAAGCUCCAGGCUGCCAUGGUGCUGAACCCCGGCUACUCCUCCAUCCCACCCAUUUUCCAGCUCUGUCUGAACUGGAAAGGGGAGAAAACCAACAACAACGACGACAAUAUUCGGGCCGUGGAGAGUGAGGUCAAUGUGUGCUACAAGGAGCUGUGCGGCCCCCGGCCCGGCCACCAGCUCUUGACGAACCAGCUGCAGCGUCUGUGUGUGCUGCUGGACGUCUACCUGGAGACGGAGAGCCACGAUGACAGCGUGGAGGGGCCCAAGGAAUUUCCCCAGGAGAAAAUGUGUCUGCGGCUUUUCAGGGGCCCCAGCAGGAUGAAGCCGUUUAAAUAUAACCACCCUCAAGGAUUCUUCAGCCAUCGCUGACCUCCCACUCGGCCUGUUGUUUCCCCCCAGACCCAACUGCUGUGCCUCUGCUUUCUGCUCUGGCGCA